Zingiber officinale is the source of this 1033-nucleotide messenger RNA. Its product is annotated as INO80 complex subunit D-like. Gene Ontology annotation, cellular component: NSL complex. NCBI's taxonomy places the organism in Eukaryota, Viridiplantae, Streptophyta, Magnoliopsida, Zingiberales, Zingiberaceae. The record is from RefSeq and is a predicted model, not a curated record. The coding region runs from base 39 to 917 and encodes 292 amino acids. The transcript has 2 exons.
UUUAUGGUGGAAAAUCGGAUCAUCAACUGGGUAGAAAGAUGUCAUCGGCAAGGAAGGGCAAAGCGCCGAAGAGGAGCGAAUGGAACCCCAACCUGAACUCUUGUAGAGCCGAGGAAUCGGUGGCGGGCCCGUCGGUGUUUACCAUCGACGGGGCUGAAGAGGACGAAAUCCUUUGCUCCUCUCGAUCUCUCACUCGGGAGGAGGUGCUUCGCCGUCGCUCUCGUCGGGUGAAGCAACUGGCCUUAUGUUAUAGACGCCAAUAUUGGGCCCUGAUGGAGGAGGUCCGUGUAAAGCACCGGGAUUACUAUUGGGAGUACGGGGUUAGUCCCUAUGAGUGCGGAGAUAAGGAGGUGGAGGGGGAGGAUCCUGAGCAGGAUAAGGGGGAGGAGGAUGGGCUGAAUAGGGGACGGGUUGCUGAGGAGAAUGGCGAGGAGACGGAGGCCACGAGGACGGGGCGUCGGGUUCAAUUAGGAUUUGACGAAGGGAAGGGUGGCGUGGGGAACAUAGGCCAAAGGAAGCGAUGUGCAUUUCCUGGAUGCAAGACAAAUGCAAUGGCCUUAACGAAUUAUUGCCAUCCGCAUAUAUUGUCGGAGAAGAGGCAGACUCUUUACAAGCCUUGUAUUCAUGUAAUAAAGAGGUCUAAGAAUGGUGAACCCAUUACCUGUGCGAAGCCAAUUCUGGUAGAUGCUAUACCUUCUCUCUGCCACAUCCACUUGCCGAAGUAUCAGACGAGUAUAUCACAAGCUUUGAGAAAGCAUGGAGUAAACAUACCCUCGGGCAAGCCUGUUCCUAAAUUUAGUGCUAUAAUAGCUGAAAGUGUGCGUCAGAUUCAAGCCAAAAGAAAAGAAGCAUUGAAGAACUCUUCUAAAGAUACUAUGGAUCAGAAGGAUGAGGAGAUUCAGAAGGACGAGAUUUGACCAAGUUUUAUUUCCUAUUAAUGCAUUUCAUUCCUACUUGCCCUGUAUUUGUUCCUAAAGACCUGUAUCCUUUAGAUCAGGACGUAUUUGACUGAGACAAACCAUACUUUUGUUUA